AACAGUUAUUGAUUUGAAUUUUGACAGUCAUUUAGAAACUGAUACUACGAGUGUGUUUGUUGUUCGUGCAAAUGUCACUGAUAAUAUAAAAUAUUGUGCAAGAGUUAUCAAACCAGAAUUUAUUUAAGCCAGUAACAUCGAUAUCAGAAUAAAAUAUGUCGGAAAUACGAAAACGCAAAGGCGAUGAAGAAAUAAUAUCAGAAUCGUCAGACCAUAUAGAUUCAGAAGAAGAAAGGACUCCUGAUGAAUUAUAUGUUAACAAAUUAUCGGCAGACUUGCCCCAGGGUACUGACAAGACACCAGAAGUUCUGGACAGUGCUCUGGCUGGUCUUUCUGCUAGAUGGCGGAAUUGGGUGAUCAGAGGUAUUUUCACAUGGCUAAUGAUUGGAGGCUUUUGCUUGAUAAUUUAUGGAGGACCAUUAGCAUUAAUGGUCACUACAUUAAUAGUUCAAGUGAAAUGUUUUGAGGAGAUUAUAAAUAUUGGAUACCUGGUCUACAGAAUUCAUGGUUUACCAUGGUUUAGAAGCUUGUCUUGGUAUUUCUUAAUAACUUCAAAUUACUUUUUCUAUGGUGAAAAUUUAGUUGAUUAUUUUGGAGUUUUAAUCAGUAGAACAGAUUUUCUGCAGUUUUUAGUGAAGUAUCACAGGUUUUUGUCAUUUUGUUUAUAUUGCAUUGGAUUUGUAUGGUUCGUUCUUUCUUUAGUGAAAAAGUAUUAUAUGAAGCAAUUCAGCUUAUUCGCAUGGACUCAUGUUGCUUUAUUGAUAGUUGUUACACAAUCUUAUUUAAUUAUUCAGAAUAUAUUUGAAGGUCUGAUUUGGCUUAUUGUGCCAGUAUCAAUGAUUGUGUGUAAUGACGUUAUGGCAUAUGUUUUUGGAUUCUUUUUUGGUAAAACUCCUUUGAUCAAACUAAGUCCCAAGAAAACAUGGGAAGGAUUCAUUGGUGGAGGUAUUUCAACAGUGUUGUUUGGAUUACUGCUUUCCUAUAUUAUGUGUCAAUACACAUAUUUUGUGUGUCCAAUCGAAUAUAGUGAAACUCUUGGAAGGAUGUCAAUGGAAUGUGAACCCAGCCCAAUAUUUAGGCCACAAGAAUAUUCAUUAUCGUGGAUGGGAAUUAAAAGCAAUAUCAACAUGUAUCCAUUUUUAUUACAUUCAUUGUCAAUGAGUGUAUUUAGUUCAGUUAUAGGACCAUUUGGUGGCUUUUUUGCCUCUGGUUUUAAGAGAGCCUUUAAAAUUAAGGAUUUUGGGGAUGUAAUACCUGGGCACGGUGGAAUCAUGGACAGAUUUGAUUGUCAAUUCUUAAUGGCUACAUUUGUGAAUGUUUAUAUUUCAAGCUUUAUUCGCACUGCUAGUCCACAAAAGCUUCUGGCACAGGUAUAUAGUCUGAAGCCAGAACAACAGCUCCAACUUUUUUAUAGUUUAAAGGAUACACUCGAAAAUCGUAAUAUAUUGAACUUGAACUGA
Ctenocephalides felis (cat flea) is the source of this 1460-nucleotide messenger RNA. Its product is annotated as phosphatidate cytidylyltransferase, photoreceptor-specific-like. The coding region runs from base 156 to 1460 and encodes 434 amino acids. NCBI's taxonomy places the organism in Eukaryota, Metazoa, Arthropoda, Insecta, Siphonaptera, Pulicidae. The record is from RefSeq and is a predicted model, not a curated record. Gene Ontology annotation, cellular component: endoplasmic reticulum membrane. Gene Ontology annotation, molecular function: phosphatidate cytidylyltransferase activity. The transcript has 10 exons.